AUGGCCUUCUUUUCUUACGUGUCUAGUGUAAUUGUUCUUCUUUUUGUUCUCAAUUUGUCAUCGCCAUUAUUCAUUCAUGAGGCUAAAAAUCUGGUUGUAGCAAACACCAACUUGAUUCAAUCAUUAUGCAACUACUCCGAGACACCUCAAACUUGUAAUAAGUGUGUGCAGUCCUGUAACGCUUCUGAGAAAGCUGAUGGUGUUCAAAUAGCCACAAUCAUUCUGAAUUGCAUCAAAGACGAGGCAACUACCUUGGCACUCAACGUGACAAACUUAGCUUCAAUUUCAGAUGGAGAUCUCAAGACCCUUUGUCAAACAUGUGCAAAAGAUUAUGGAUACAGCAUUCCCAAGGAGAUAGAUUCAGCUAAGCAGUCCUUGCAAAUUCAACAAUAUGAAAAAGCUGAAUCUUUUGUGGUUAGUGCUCUGGAUAUUGAUAUUGAUUGCCAGAAGAAAUUGAAGAGUUUUGGCCCUAAUAAAGUGCCAAGUGAUAUUUUUAAUGUUACCACUGCAUAUGAGGAGCUCUCUGAGGCUGCUUGUAGAAUUAUUGAAAAGCUUUAA
Molecule: messenger RNA, 558 nt
Organism: Abrus precatorius (Indian licorice)
Lineage: Eukaryota; Viridiplantae; Streptophyta; Magnoliopsida; Fabales; Fabaceae
Exons: 1
Coding region: 1-558 (185 amino acids)
Molecular function (GO): enzyme inhibitor activity
Source: RefSeq, a predicted model, not a curated record